Suillus paluster is the source of this 2985-nucleotide messenger RNA. RefSeq names its product peptidase S8/S53 domain-containing protein. Gene Ontology annotation, biological process: protein processing. The record is from RefSeq and is a predicted model, not a curated record. Gene Ontology annotation, molecular function: serine-type endopeptidase activity. The coding region runs from base 68 to 2665 and encodes 865 amino acids. Gene Ontology annotation, cellular component: Golgi membrane; trans-Golgi network. The transcript is spliced from 5 exons. Lineage: Eukaryota; Fungi; Basidiomycota; Agaricomycetes; Boletales; Suillaceae.
CGGGUAAAUAUUGUCGAGUUCAUUACUCGGUACUAAGUCACUCCAGCUGGCGUCAACAACUUCUGACAUGCGACUACCCUUCCCGCUCCUUCUAGCUUUUUUGCUUCAACAAUGCGUCCGCGCUUCAACACCCGCCAAACGCUCUUAUGCAACACACGAUUAUUAUGUCAUCGAACAUAUCCCUUCCGCAGGCUCAACUCUAGAUGAAUGUACCGGAGAGCUGGGAGUAGAGCUCGUCGAGCAGGUCGGGGAACUGCGAAACAUAUGGCUAGUGCGCUCCGCGAAGCUCAUGUCCAGUUUUUCUCCGAGGACAGGAUCAGACAGGGUCCUCGACAGGUUCGAGGAUUUGGUCGCCCUUUCAGCACAUUCAACUAGUUUAUAUCCACGAGUGGGUCAUCAAGCCCGUGCGCACCGUAUAUUAUCGUCCAUAAAACACUUCUCACCUCAAAUACCACGCCAACGGACAAAGCGAGACAACUCUUUUCUAGAACGAGCACCACCUCCUGUGAAUCCUGGCGACUCUCAACCAGAAGCCUCGGAAGCCAUUGCAGAACGACUUGGAUUUGUGGACCCCCUAUUUACUAAGCAAUGGCAUAUCGUCAACGACCAGUACCCUGAACAUAUGAUGAACGUGACGGGUGUGUGGGAAAUGGGCAUCACUGGGGAGGGCAUCAUUACGUCGCUGGUGGAUGAUGGACUGGACUACCAGAGUCGGGACUUGGCUGAAAACUUCGAUGCAGAAGAUUCAUAUGACUUUAACGAUCACACUGAUUUGCCCACUCCCAUCCUUGCAGAUGAUCACCACGGCACGCGCUGCGCCGGUCAGAUUGCUGCAGUAAAGAACGACGUCUGUGGUGUCGGUCUCGCUUACAAGUCAAAAGUCGCCGGCGUCCGCAUAUUAUCUGGCCCCAUAACAGAUGUUGACGAGGCGGCUGCCUUGAACUACGGCUUUCAAAACGUGUCCAUCUUCAGUUGCAGUUGGGGACCACCUGACGACGGCAGAUCGAUGGAAGCUCCGGGAUAUAUCAUUGAAAAGGCCGUUGUAAACGGCAUACAAAAUGGUAGGGCAGGGAAAGGGUCGAUAUAUGUCUUUGCCAGCGGAAACGGGGCCGCGCAGGGAGACCAGUGCAAUUUCGACGGGUACACCAAUAGCAUAUACUCGGUCACCGUUUCGGCUGUAGACUUCAAAGGCCUACACCCAUAUUAUUCUGAACCUUGCGCUGCAAAUAUGGUUGUAGCAUACAGUUCAGGGAGCGGUCAACGCAUCGUCACUACUGACAUCAAUGAUAAAUGCACCGACUCGCACGGAGGCACCUCCGCCGCCGCCCCCAAUGCAGCUGGUGUAUUUGCUUUGGUGCUUCAAGUUCGACCUGACCUCACGUGGCGAGACAUACAACACUUGUGCGUCAAAACUGCUCAGAUGAUAAACCCCGAGGACCCCGACUGGGAGCCCAUGGCCUCUGGACAAAUGUACUCGUACAAAUACGGCUUCGGGCAGCUUAAUGGCUACGCCUAUGUCCAAGCAGCGCAGGAUUGGCAACUUGUGAAACCGCAAGCGUGGUUCCACCCUGCUGCCAUACAGAUCAACAAUGGUACUUUGCUCACGGAAGAUGGAAACAUGGAAGGCGGACAGCCGAUCAUCUCUGGAGGUGUUAUGAGCUCGUUCACGGUGACGCAAGACAUGCUUGACGCGCACAACUUUGAGGGGUUGGAGCACGUGACCGUCAGAGUGUGGAUCUCGCAUAGCAAGCGCGGGGAUGUCGAAGUUGAGCUCACGAGCCCUGGCGGGGUACGCAGCGUUCUUGCAGCUAAACGAGAUCACGACCGUGCCGACACUGGUUUCCGGGGGUGGAGAUUUAUGUCCGUCAAGCACUGGGGUGAAAAUGUUAUUGGCACUUGGACGAUCAAGGUCUCUGAUCAAUCAGCCGAAGGGCAUAGCGGAACUUUUCAUGGCUGGCGUCUCAUGUUCUGGGGCUCCACCGUCGAUCCCGCUGAUGCAAAAACCUACGUUCUCCCGCUUUCACAGUAUCAGCUUCCUUCCACAGAUGGGGACGACGCAGUCAGCAUUCCCACAUCGACAUCCAGCAAAUCUCACCCCAAGCCUACCUCUGGUCUUCCCGACGACCACGGGACUGCCGAGGGCGAGGCCGGCAAGCCUGCAUUCCCAUCCCAAUCCGUGCCUGCGACCGCAACGAUGACGCCUACGCCAGACGAAGGCUGGUUCUCAGACAUGUCCAACCUCGUAUCCAGCCAAAAAUGGUUCUUCGGGGCCAUCGGCGCCGUGGUGCUCUUCGGUGUGGGUGCAGGUGUGUUCUUCUGGCGACGCCAUGUAAAGCGUCGAGCAUACGCUGCCCUCAGCGCGGGUGAUGAGCUGCCGAUGAGCUCGGUGUCAAGGCAAGGUAGGCCCCGUGCGAAGGAGCUGUAUGAUGCGUUUGGGGAGGUGUCAGAUGACGAGGAUGCGGAUGAAGAGACUCGGUUGCGUGGUGUAGGAUUCCACUCUGGGUUCUUGGACGACGACGACCCGUCGUCUGUCGGCCCUGCGCCCGUGUAUAGAGACGAGCCUGAAGCGGGCCAGGAUGCGAGUUCUGACGUUAGAUCUGCAAGCCCUGAGAGCGGCAGUGGCAGUGGAGAUGGGAGCUGGGAGCUUGCUUCUCAAACACAUUGAUCUAUAUGGACUUAUAUACAUACUUGGUUUUCAUUUCUGUGUAUUAAGGAGGGCCGCAUCUCGUGUUUCGUCAACAUCUAUAUUACAUACCACCGGAGCAUAUUAUGACGACAUGUAUUCUGACAACAGGAUAGCCAUUGUACAGUCAUAUCUAGAACUCCGAGCCUAUCAAGAAAAUACUGAAGACAGUCGAAGGACGCAAGCAGCUUUUGCAUGACGACUCAGAGUGUCAUGAGAUGACAAUGUAUAUGUACUGAGGUUUGAGAUCGUGAAUAAAUCCACAUGUAUGCUGGGGAAUUCAACGGAUAUAUAUCAACGCA